Tarenaya hassleriana is the source of this 2048-nucleotide messenger RNA. RefSeq names its product protein NRT1/ PTR FAMILY 4.3. Gene Ontology annotation, molecular function: transmembrane transporter activity. Gene Ontology annotation, cellular component: membrane. Bases 131 to 1918 code for a protein of 595 amino acids. The transcript is spliced from 5 exons. The record is from RefSeq and is a predicted model, not a curated record. NCBI's taxonomy places the organism in Eukaryota, Viridiplantae, Streptophyta, Magnoliopsida, Brassicales, Cleomaceae. Gene Ontology annotation, biological process: transmembrane transport; oligopeptide transport.
UUGUCCCAAACUCAGAGACUAAGCACAUCUAUCGUUCUUGUCCCCUCGAUCUCUCUUUUCUCUCUCUCUCUCUCUCUCUCUGUCUCUCGGUUUCUUCACAGAGGAUUUGGUUCAGUGGGUCUGUGCGGAGAUGGGAGAGAGAUCAUCAAGGCAAAGCAACAAAUUCGAUGAAGAGAUUAGUGGUGGUGAAGUGAAUUGGAGUGUGGUUGAAGAAGACUGCGUCGAUUGGAGAGGAAAACCUUCUGACCCUGACAAGCAUGGUGGCAUGAGAGCUGCUUUCUUUGUUCUUGGACUGCAAGCGUUCGAGAUAAUGGGGAUCGCGGCCGUAGGGAACAACCUCAUAACGUAUGUGAUAAAUGAGAUGCAUUUCCCGCUGUCUGAAGCCGCAAAUAUUGUCACCAAUUUUGUCGGUACCAUAUUCAUAUUGGCCCUCCUCGGCGGCUAUCUCGCCGACACCUUCCUCGGAAGCUUCUGGACUAUUCUCAUCUUCGGCUUCGUCGAACUCUCGGGAUUCAUACUACUGUCCGUACAAGCGCAUCUGCCACAGCUAAAACCACCAAAGUGCAACCCGAUGAUGGCGGCAGAACAAAACUCGUGCGAAGAGGCAAAAGGGUUCAAGGCGAUGAUAUUCUUCGUGGCGAUCUACCUGGUGGCGUUAGGGAGCGGCUGCGUGAAACCGAACAUGAUAGCUCAUGGCGCCGAUCAAUUCCCUCGGGCCCACCCUAAACAAUCGAAACGCCUCUCUUCUUACUUCAAUUUCGCUUAUCUCGCAUUCUCGAUCGGCGAGCUCGUCGCCCUCACGCUUCUCGUCUGGGUCCAAACGCAUUCGGGAAUGGACGUCGGGUUCGGAGUCUCUGCUGCCGUCAUGGCGAUGGGUCUCGUCAGUUUGGUUGCGGGCACUAUGUAUUAUCGCAACAAACGUCCGAGCCGAAGCACCUUCACUCCCAUUGCUCAAGUAAUAGUGGCUGCAAUGUUGAAAAGGAAGCUAGUUUGUCCCUCUGACCCAAGGAUGCUUCACGGAAGCCUUCAUCUCUCAAACGGCGUCGUUCCCUCUCCCACUUUCCCUUACACUCCUCGUUUCAGGUUCUUGGACAAGGCAUGCAUAAGAACACAAGACGGGAACACAAAGGAGAGCUCAUGGAGGCUAUGUACGGUAACACAAGUGGAACAAGUGAAAACCCUAAUCUCACUUGUCCCGAUCUUUGCAUGUACAAUCAUCUUCAACACAAUCUUGGCUCAGCUUCAGACAUUCUCAGUCCAACAAGGAAGUUCCAUGGACACUCAUCUCACAAAUUCCUUCCGCAUCCCUCCCGCCUCUCUCCAAUCCAUUCCUUACAUUAUGCUCAUCUUCCUCGUCCCGAUCUACGACUCUUUCUUCGUCCCCUUCGCCCGAAAAAUCACGGGCCACGACUCGGGACUUCCCCCUUUGGCAAGAAUCGGUAUCGGCCUCUUCCUCUCGACGUUCUCGAUGGUUUCAGCUGCCUUGCUCGAGAAGAAACGUCGGGAUACCGCCAUUUUUGAUGGCAAAACGCUGAGUAUCUUUUGGAUCACUCCUCAGUUCUUGAUCUUCGGGUUGUCGGAGAUGUUUACGGCCGUAGGGCUGAUCGAAUUCUUCUACAAGCAAUCAGUGAAGGGCAUGGAAGCUUUCUUGAUGGCCUUGACGUAUUGUUCAUAUUCGUUCGGGUUUUACUUGAGUUCGGUUCUCGUUUCUGUUGUGAAUAAGGUUACUUCGUCCUCACGCAACGCAGAGGGCUGGCUGUCGGAGAAUGAUCUCAACAAAGACAGGCUUGAUUUGUUCUAUUGGCUUCUCGCCGUUCUUAGCCUCUUGAACUUUGUUAACUAUCUCUUUUGGUCUCGAUGGUACGUCAAGUCUUCCAAGACCAACAACGAUGUUGUCGGAGACGAUAACUUAGCCUAAUUAAUGCAUGUUAAUGUACAUAUAUAUAUAUAUAUGUUGUAUCCAAUUAAUGUACUCCGGCAUAUAUAUAUAUAUAUAUAUAUAUAGUUUGAUGAAUGUUGUUCCUAAUUAGUUUCCCUGGUCUCUAUAA